Molecule: messenger RNA, 5312 nt
Organism: Paramormyrops kingsleyae
Lineage: Eukaryota; Metazoa; Chordata; Actinopteri; Osteoglossiformes; Mormyridae
Source: RefSeq, a predicted model, not a curated record
GUCACUUCUCCCGCUGCACAUGUACGGCUGCUGCAGUCUGCGUCUGCGUGUCUGCGCCUUAACGCCACAAAGGGCUGCAUGAAUUAAUCUAACGGGAAUAUAAACACGUCAUGAAAAGAUUUUAUAUAAUCUAAAGCAAAAAAAAAAUGUUUAUGAUGUGCUGCCCCGGUAAGUAGGCGCGCGCUUCCCCAAUCAGGGCCGCGGUAACGCCCCCUAGCGGAAGCGCUGCGCAGUCAGAUCAGCGCCGCCUCGGAGUGAAACUUGUCUCCACCUGGAUCGAGCCGGACUUGGGGCUUUACUGUCCGGCGAGCGGGAGAGAAAAAGAAGGGGAGAGAAAGAAGGAAAGGCGGAGAGACGAUGCGACGGAAACAGAAGCGGCUGCUGCAGUUGGCGGGGCUGCUGCUGGCGGCUCUGCUCUUUUUGCCCAACGUGGGUCUCUGGUCCCUCUACCGGGACCGGGUGUUUGAGAACUCGCCGGGGAUCGCAGACGGGCCGGCCGGCAUCGCGCAGAUCCAGUCCGAUCUGUUGCGUAUGGUUGAGUCUGAUCGUGCGUGUAUUUCCGAGCGGGAGGCGAAGAGGCCAGCGCGACCCUGCGGCAGGACCGACUCGCUUUCAGGAAGUCGGCGCUUUGCCGAAAAACUUUUGCGGCGUCUCUUCGCCGAACCUGCGGGCUGUCCCCCCUCGGGGCUCCGGCUCCGUGGCGUGAUAGGAGCCCGGAGUCGCCACUACAGCAGCCGGCAUGCUCAUCUUCUGUUCCGUCGUGGAAUUGCGGAGCCCCCCCACCGGCUUGCCGUGCUUCCCGUAGCCGGACCAGGCGUGCUGUCAGCCGGCGGACUCUGCAAGCGGAAGCUGUAUGCGGAGAAGCUUCCCAACACCAGCGUCAUCAUCCCGUUCCACAACGAGGGCUGGUCCUCGCUGCUCCGCACCGUGCACAGCGUGCUGAACCGCUCCCCCCCGGAGCUCGUGGCCGAGAUCAUCCUGGUUGAUGAUUUCAGCGAUAAAGAGCACCUGAAGGCCUCCUUGGAGGAGUACAUGGUUCGCAUGCCCAAAGUGCGGAUCCUGCGCACCAAGAAGAGAGAGGGCUUGAUCAGGACGAGGCUAUUGGGAGCCUCUGCAGCCAGGGGUGAGGUCAUCACAUUCCUGGACUCCCACUGUGAGGCAAACGUGAACUGGCUGCCCCCCCUGUUGGAUCGGAUCGCCCAGAACCGCAAGUCUAUCGUCUGCCCGAUGAUCGACGUCAUCGACCAUGACAACUUCGGCUAUGAGACACAGGCAGGCGAUGCCAUGCGGGGGGCCUUCGACUGGGAGAUGUACUACAAGCGCAUCCCCAUCCCGGCAGAGCUGCAGAAGGAGGACCCCAGCGAGCCGUUCGAGUCUCCCGUCAUGGCUGGAGGACUCUUCGCCGUCAACAGGAAGUGGUUCUGGGAGCUCGGAGGAUAUGACGCGGGGCUUGAGAUCUGGGGAGGGGAGCAGUAUGAGAUCUCCUUCAAGGUCUGGAUGUGUGGCGGCCGAAUGGAGGACAUUCCGUGCUCCCGGGUCGGCCACAUCUACAGGAAGUACGUCCCGUACAAGGUCCCGGGCGGCGUCAGUCUGGCCAGGAACCUGAAGCGUGUGGCGGAGGUGUGGAUGGACGAGUACGCCGAGUACAUCUACCAGCGGCGGCCCGAGUACCGGCACCUGUCCGCCGGGGACGUAGCGUCGCAGAAGGAGCUGCGGAGCAGUCUGGGCUGCAAGAGCUUCAAGUGGUUCAUGGCGGAGGUGGCCUGGGACCUGCCCAAACACUACCCGCCAGUGGAGCCGCCUGCCGCUGCCUGGGGAGAGCUACGCAACUCGGGCGGCGGCCUGUGCGUCGAAAGCAAGCACUUCGCCUCGGGGUCGCCGAUCCGUCUGGAGAAGUGCCAGAAGGGGCGGGGCGAGGCAGGCUGGAGCCACGGACAGGUGAGGGCUUUGCCCCCGCCCCCCCCCACGCAGGAUAAGAGUCUGUACCACCCAGUCAGUAACAGCUGCAUGGACGGCAGCACCUCGGAGAAGAAGGUCUUCAUGAGCACGUGUGACUCCAGCUCUCCGAGCCAGCGCUGGAUAUUCGAGAAAACCAACAGCACUGUGCUGGAGCAGUUCGGCAACGACAUCUGAGUUCCGGCGACCUCUUCCACCUGCUCCCUUCCGACGAGGAAGAAACCAACUCAGGAAUGUGCUCUGCGGUGGGGUUGGGUUUGGUUGGGGCGUGGGAUGAAGUAGUUUCAGUAACUAUGUACAUAUUGAAAUCACUACAGAGACCAACUGGGCCGGUUGAAAUGCAGCCGUGUUUGGAGGGAGGAGGCAAGGGAUGAGAAACUUACCUUGGCCAGGAGAGGGCGCCAGCAAGUACUUCAGGAUCUGGACACUGGUCUGGUUCAGGUUACCUUCUGCCGAGCCAGGCUUCCAGGAAGCUCGCGGAUGUGUCCUCUGGUGCAUCUGUCCCCGUUACGGACGUCAGCCUCUCGCCCACGGUCCCUACUACCCCCCCCCCCACACACACACACACACGCAGCAGCACGUCCACCAUCUGUGACACCGAGGGACUUCUCAGUCGGCAAAACCUAGGGCAUCAUUGUGGAUGCUGGCAGAUGGUAGAGAUUCUGUGCGGAGUCUGUACCCUUGAUGCUAUGGGAUGCUGUGGCAUCGGAACAGGAGAAAUGUCUAUAGAAGAAUGCUGUUUGUUUUUUUUUUUCUUUCUUUAAUGUCAGAUGUGUGGCUUAUUUGAGUGUAAAUUAUGGUAUAAGAGGCAGUCCCCACUUUUAGAAGUAAGGGCUUGGAUACCAUUAAUGCAUUACACACUUUUUUUUUUUUUUAGUUAUACGCCCUCUGAUAAGCUGAGUCAACAUUACGGUGCAUAUAGUGCAGUAGAUGACAUGGAACUUUAUCUUCAGUUGCCAUAGGAGCUUCCGGAAAGAGUUCAGUAGGGGAUCCCAGGGUGUUGCUUGGGAUGGCUGUAUGACGUCACCCCUGGACUGGCCUGGUCCUCGGGCAGCUGCCGAGGUGACACUCCUGUAACACGGGGGCACUUUAAACGUUAAACUUGAAUGAAAUCUCAGUGCCUUGUCGGGCGGCGGAAGAGAGAAGCGUGGCCUGGUCAAAACGCCGGCUUCUCUCGUCUCUUGUUUGGUCUGAAAAUCAUGCCUUCUGUCUUUCUUCCCCUGGGUAUUGACUCUCUCUUUCUUUUGAUGGGUUGUAUUUAUUCCUGUAUGUUUCUAUUGGGAGUGAAGAGGAAUACCCACCUGAAGAGCCCAACAAUGAAACGUUAUAAAGGGUUAAAACAGGUCAGGCAUCCACACAUGGCCCUCACAUCCCAUCCCAUCCCAUGCAGUUCCACCCCAUCCUAUCCCAUCCCAUGCAGUCCAAUCUUGCUCCAUCCCAUUCCAUCCUAUCCCAUGCAGUUCUCCCAUCCAAUGCAAUCCCAUGCAGUCCCAUCCCACCCCAUGCAGUCCAAUCUUGCUCCAUCCCAUUCCAUCCAGUCCCAUUAUAUUCCAUCCUAUCCCAUGCAGUUCUCCCAUCCAAUGCAAUCCCAUGCAGUCCCAUCCCACCCCAUGCAGUCCAGUCCUGUUCCAUCCCAUUCCAUCCCAUGCGGUCCCAUCCUGAUCCGUCCCAUCCCAUGAUGCUCCAUCCCACCCCAUGCCGUUCCAUCACAUGCUGUCAUGCGAUGCAAAACUUACACACCGCAAAGCCACAUUUGGAACUUCAUGCAAAGUCUUUGUAAAGAAGUGAUGGCAGAGCCUUUUAAUUCAGUCAUUGCCCUUCUGAUGUUUUCCCAGGUGUGAAUGGGGGGGGGGGUGGUGUUUCCUCUGUGUGGUUAUAGGAUGGUUUCAGGUUCAUAACCGAUUCAUACUGCAUGUCAUUAAAGACUGGGGGGGGGGGUGUCUGCGUGCCUAUUAAUGCUCACUGCAUUUCAGGUGAUGGUCAGAUCGAUUUGAACGGGACAAUGCAUUAAUGUGCACUUAUAUUUAAGUAUUUAAGCGUUGUGUUUGUUUUAGAGGAUAUUUUAUUUCCCCUCUUUUCUGGUUUUAGUUUUUUUUUCUGGAGUGUGGUGCAUUUUUUUAUGAGACAUCUUAAAAUCCACAUUGUAGUAUUUGAAGCAUAAAAAUGCACAUACCUAACUAGAUUCCAAAUACGCUGAACAAGAAGAUGUUUAGUUUAAAGGAGCUGGGAGUGGAGUUUGCACCUUAAUGUCGCAUCUGCACUUUGACCGGGGGGCACCUAGUCUGUGUCACUGCAUUGCUUUGGUUAUGAAUGUGGAGCGACUCGAAUAUUAACCUAGACGUGGGGCUGUACAGCAGAUCAGGGUAGCAUAAUCAAAUCAGACCUGGCUGUUCAACAAUAUUCUCGUUAAUACUGAUAUUACUAAGAGAGGUAGCUGUAAUACUGAUGACGAAUGGCAUUAAGCGAUGACCUCAUACGAUUCAGAGAGAUCUGUGAUUACGUGAAAUCCGCAGCUCGGGGGUCAAAGUUCAUUCAACAGCGACGUACCGAAUUUCAUUUAGCUGUGGUGUUCCAGUUCUUGUCUCUAUUUCUUGUUCUUUAAAUGUUUCUUUAGUAGUUUGAUCUACCGGUAAACUGUUCAAACGAAUGCUUUAAAUAGAUUCUGAUGAGAAAAGAAAAUCAAUAGGGAGUAAUUCAUUGACCUGUUCUGUCUUCGUUGGCGAGUGACAAAAAUCCCACAGAAGUAGGCCUAAAUGUAGCCGAGUGAUGCUUAUUUGAAUGAUCCAUUUGUGCGAAUGAUCCGAAGAGCGAGUGUGCCCUUGAUAUCGACAUCCCUUUAGUUGUGAUCCACUUUUUUUAUUUUAAUUUCAUUAAAAUACUUUAUUGUAAACUAAGAAUUUGUUAACAUGUGGAUUGGGAAUAUGUACGUUAGUUUAACAUAAUUUGAAUUUAACCUGCUGACGACUUUAAGGUUUAGGUAAAUGUACCUUUUUCUGUUGUAGACUGUCCGUUUCACGAAGUCUGUAAUCUGGAACUGUACAAUUUUAGAAGCGAUUACGGACUCGAUAUUUUAUACAGAGCAUAUUCUUUCAUUAACUCAUGUCGGGGAUAGAAUACUAAGACAGUUUCCUUUUUAAUACUGUUUUUGUUUGUUACAGUUCGUGAUUCAUGCUAAACUACGUACACGUCUUGUUUUGAGAAUCUGUGUACAUUUUGUAUCUCAUUCAGUAUUUUUUUUUGUACUGACACAGAAGUAAAAAGAUAUUUAGAUAUACAAUGAACUGUAAAACUAAACUGGAAUCCUAUCAUAUUUUUGCUGAAAUGUGAAAUUAAAAAAAAAAUCUAUAUUUGAAUAA